This is a messenger RNA of Dichomitus squalens LYAD-421 SS1, 892 nucleotides long. RefSeq lists its product as uncharacterized. The annotation marks the transcript as partial. NCBI's taxonomy places the organism in Eukaryota, Fungi, Basidiomycota, Agaricomycetes, Polyporales, Polyporaceae. The record is from RefSeq and is a predicted model, not a curated record. The transcript has a single exon.
AAUACCGGUCAAGUUCCUCUUGAACCCUAGGUUCGACCUGCUGGGCUACUUCGCUCGGCACGUCCGACGGCUUUUCGCGGCUCCGGCCUUUGAGCUUGAUGACCUGGCAGGCGAGUUUCGAGUCCUGUUCACGCGCAAACCACGCCCUCGCAUCAGUCCGCCCAUCCCGCUGUUUGCAGUGAGGCCAAGGACUCACGGUACGGAAUCGGAAGGCAACCUUGAGGCGUUGCAGCGCAAUGCAGCCGCCCCUCGAGAUUUUUCUCGCCUGAUUCCGGAACCUGUCGUGGUAGUCGUGCAAGUGAACGAGCAACCCGCUCGAGCCCUAAUCGACUCCGGGUCGCUGUCAGAUUUCAUGUCUGCAAGGUUGGCUCAUCAAUUAGGCAUCAAUGUCUUUGAACUGACGAAGCCUUUACCUGUACAGUUGGCUGUCCAAGGGUCUCGCGCAAAGAUCAACUUUGGUUGCAGGGCGCGUCUCGAAUACCAGCGUAUCCGGUCCGAGAGGUAUUUCGACGUAAUUAACCUGCUGAAUUACGACCUCAUCCUCGGAACUCCGUUCAUUUUCCAGCACAAAGUUACGCUGGGGCUCAACCCUGCCACUUUAGUCGUGGGCAGCCCACAGGCACUACCAAUCGAAGGUCGCCAGGUGCGAACGCUGCAGUCCCACUCGGCUGAUGUUUUGGACGACGUACUCGAGGCGGCAAGACGGGAGUUGCGUGAGUAUGCCGCUCCAGUAUGCAAAGAAGCCAGUGACUCACCGUUGCCCCCUCUGCGUGUGAUAAAUCACCGGAUUCCUCUCAUAGACCCGGACAAAGUCUAUACGUGGCGCCCAUCUAAAUGCCCGGACGCUCACAGGGAGAAUUGGAGGGAGAAACGCGAUGCUUACCUCAAAUCC